Molecule: messenger RNA, 1401 nt
Organism: Plasmodium gonderi
Lineage: Eukaryota; Apicomplexa; Aconoidasida; Haemosporida; Plasmodiidae
Product: ADP-ribosylation factor GTPase-activating protein
Exons: 5
Coding region: 1-1401 (466 amino acids)
Molecular function (GO): GTPase activator activity
Source: RefSeq, a predicted model, not a curated record
AUGCGUAUGGCAAGCAAGACUAGUAACUCAUAUCAACGUGAUAUAGAAAAUAUUACAAAAAUAAAAGGCAACAACAAAUGUGCUGAUUGCGGGGCCAAAUGCCCAAGGUGGGCAAGUAUAAAUUUAGGCAUUGUGAUAUGUAUAGAAUGUUCAGGUAUACACCGAAAUUUAGGCGUUCAUAUUUCAAAAGUGAAAUCUUUAACCCUAGACAAAAUUAUGCCACAAUGGAUACAUUGCAUAAAAACCAUAGGAAAUGAUUUGUCCAACGCUUAUUACCUGUACAACUUACCCGCGGGUACCUAUAGACCCAAACAAGGAGACUCAUCAAUAAUCAUGCAAAAUUGGAUAAAAAAUAAGUAUGAAAAGAAGAUAUAUGUCCCAGCAAAUAAGAAGGAGCCAUCCCAGUACUACCUGGAAGGGAUCGACCCGAGAAUUUGCCUCCCAGACUUAGCCUCCCUAAAUGCAAAAAUGAUUGAAAAAAUAAAGAAAAACACAGGAAGCAUAGACAUUUUUGAUUCCUUAAAAAUUUUAGAUAAUACAAAAUUAGAAGUGACGAUGAAAAACAAAAAGAGCAGUGCUGGUAGUGAGAAGGAAAUAAGCAUAUUUGCAGACUACACAGAAAAGGAAUGUGUAAAAAAAAAAGUAUAUAUGAAAGACAAUUUUUGUGCAUUUGACGACAUAAACUAUAAUGAAAAUAAUUGCAAUAAUAUCAAUAAGAAGAAUAGGAAUAUACCCAAUGAUUCUUAUUUUUUCAAUGAUUUUAUAAAUGAAAAUUUUGAAAAGACCAGCUCAAUUGAUAUGAAUAUCCAGAAGGGUAUGAAACCUUCGGAUAAGGAUAAUGACCAUGGUAAUAAUAGUAAACAUUUUUCCCCAUUAGAAGAAGUAAAAAAAUAUAACCCUAAUGGUGAUAACACAAAUGAAAAUAGGAAUAACAAAAGUGCCAAGAAUGUAAGUAAUAGCCGAAGCAGAGAUAAAGAAAAUAACAACGAGAAAUUCGAUUUUCCCAAACCUAGUGAAAAUAAAAAUUUUUGUAACCAUGACACACUUUCUGAAAAAGAACUAAGAGACGCUAAAGUACAAGCAGCAAAGAAAUCUAUUGCGAGACUUUUUGCUAGCUCGAAAAAUAUUUCCUUUUUGGAAAAGAAGAAAAAUAAUGGAAAUUUAAAUAGUCAAGAAAAUCAAGUUGGUAAUAGAAAAAACCUUGUAAAUAAAACAGAGUGUAAUGCAACAAAUGGAGACAAACAUAAUUCAUUCGAUGUGUUUCAUCAAAAAAAUGCAGAAAAUGCAGACAGUGUUAAUCAUGAUAGAGGAAAUUUGGAAAUUCUUAUGGAUCAGGAAAAAAGGAACAAUGUGAAAAAUGAAAAUAAAACGACACAAAAUUUUGAUUUUUUUUUUGAGUAA